CAAAGAUUGUUUACAAAUGGCGGGUGCACAGCAAACUUACCCUAAAUGGCUUUUGGCAUGCAAACAACAUAUUACAGAUUCAAAGGAAUGGGAUAGUUUUCUGAAGGAGUUACACGAUGCUAUUCAGCAGCAGUUAACACAAAGCCAUGUACAAUACUUCAGUGAUUUGUCAGAACCUGAGAAAGAACUGUUUAUGGAAAGGGCAACACAGGCUAUCAAGGGAGGAACAGUAUAUAAUGGCUUAUGCAAGAAAGUUUCUGUAAUAACUGACCAAAGUUUAAAUGAAGAUGUCUCUAGGCAGCUAUUGGAAGAAUCUCCCAUGGACACUAAAACUGACUUAGUAAUUGAGAGUGCUGAAGAAGGAGCAUUAAGUCUACUGAAGAAAUGGCCAGAUAUGAAAAACAAACUUUAUAUUUGUCUAAAUCAACCCCUGCCAUUACAUAUACGACAAUUAACAUGGAGGCUAUACUUAUCUAAUACAAAAGAAUAUAGUUACUCUGUUCGGAAGCAUUACAUUGAUCAGCUCAAUACUAAUCCUAGGGCUGCUAUAUCUAUGUACGAUUAUGAUAUAUCACAAAAAUGUGAAACAUUGCUGAAUUCAGAACCUACGUUUAAUGACCUAAGAGGCUCAGUUGGUAUUUUUUAUGGUAUGAAAGCUACACUUUCCUAUUAUCAUUCUAUUCUAAAAACCAAAAACAGACUAAGAGAUGUAGAACACCUUUUAGCAGUACCAUUUAUGGAUGUAGCUUCUACUAAUAUAUCAAGACGAGAACCACCACCAGGAAGAGUUGUUGCCCUUAUUGUUGAAGAAUUCAUGACAUUUUUAGGAAGUCGACCAGGAUUUGUUGUAGAUUCAGGGUCAGAUGACCAUAAUGAUGAGGUUAUAGCCUUUAUAGACAAAGUAGCUAAACUUCUACAGAGACGCCACCCUGAAGUAUCUAGAAUGAUAACAGAAAAGUUUGUACCUGUGAAAGAAAAAAUAGUUGCUACAGAAACAGGAAGUUACGCUUUGUUAACAGAAGGAUUGAUGACCUUGAUACGACCUAUGAUUAGAAGCGUGUUUGUCACCUAUCUUAAAAUGGAUACUUUGUUAUAUAUAUGGGACCAGUACAUGAUAGGAGUAGACACACCAGGAUUUAACAAUGAAUGGCUGGCCAUUGUAACAGUGACAUUGCUGGGAUUAAUUAAAGAAAAACUUAAAGAAGCUACCUCACCAGCACAUAUGGAGAAAAUACUGAAAGCAGAGAGUUGUAAGCUAACUGUACCACAGUUUCAGUAUGAAAUAAAACUACAUUAUUACAAAGAUUUGUUUUCUUUAUUGACCAAAGACCAGAAAGCUGCAAUGCCUAUUUUAGAUCCAACUCAAGCACAACAUCCUCCCUGGAGACAUUGGUACAAUGAUGUAAUACCACCUCAUACUAAACCUCAGGAUAGGAGGAAGGCUAGAGAGGAAAGAGAGGCUGAGAGGGAUAGACAAUUACAACAGCAAAAAGACGUUGAAACUGCUAGAAAGGAACAAGAUCAAAGGGAAAGAAGCUUUAAAACCCCAUCUGUUGUGGGAAGAGCGCAAGCUCCUAGCACAUACUUGGGUAGUGAUAAACGUUACUCUGUAGUGAAUAGUACAAAACCAGAUGAAGAGGAAACCUUUCUCAAGAUGGCUGCUGUAGACAGACAAAGAGUGGAGGAGGAAAGAAUAGCAUUACAAGAUCAGUUAGAUGAGGAAAGAAGGAGAAGAAUUGAAGCUGAAAAACGAGCACAAGCUGAAAUAGAUCAACUUAAACUAGAGUUAGCUGCAAUGAAACAUACAAAACCACCAUCUAGAGCUCCUUCAACAAACAGCAUGUCAUCAAAUAUUAGUCGUUUGAUAAUAGCUCCACCACCCAGCAGAGCCUCAAAAAUAACAAUAGAACCAUUAGUUGUGUUGCCUCCUGUUGAGGAAGCAAGGACACCAACUCCAGCACAAACACCUACAGAGCAGAGAAAUAAAAUCAUCAUAGACUUCCUUAGACGUGCAAAGCAUGGGGUUGAUAAAGUUGCCCAUGCAGAGGGAAAUGAUAAGUCAGAUUUAGACAGAGAGACUGAAGGAUAUCUUAGACAAAAUGUUAGAGACAUCAAAAAUGCACAGAAAGAAGUAUUUGGCAAGACAUUGGAUCCAGGAGAGUUUGACAAGAUGCCACCAAAGAAACAACAAGAUACAAGUGAAAAGAUGAUUAAAUUGAUGCAGAAAUGGAGAGAAGAAAGAAGGGCUAAAGAACUGGCAAAGAAAAGAUAGAAAAUGAAAGUUGACAUGGAAACUUAUGGUGCAUUAAAAACUUAUUUUGUUUGAAGACAACACAAUUUAUUGUUGUGGAUUUUUAACUUACAAUAAAUAAACCGCUAGUGAAAUAUUUGUGAUUUUGUAAUUGAUAUUGUGUAAUCAGAAAUAUUUUUCUAGUUUAAUACAAAAUUUGUGACAGGAUUAAAAUAUCAUUAAGAAUCUCUUGCAUUCUAAAAUUUGAUAGUUCUUUUAUGUAGUAAUUCCUGAGAUUUCAUAAUUGAAAGCCACAUUUUUGUCUGUUUGUUCAACACAGGGAUUGAUAAAUACAUACUGUAUUUUAGAAUUAACAGCAUAAAAUAUUAUAAUGUGCUUUCAUCUUUGAAAAUGAAAACUUUUCUUUUGAUACUGCUUGUUUCAGCAAGAAAGUUAGUUGAUUCCGUUAUCCAGAACAAUCUCCUAUUUAUAACUGUAAUUUAUGAUCAAGGUUUGUCCUUAUAUGUUUACUGUUACUUGACUAUAGGUGUUGCUGUUAACCUUUACCUAUUGAUCAACCAGAUUGUAAAAUUGACAAUACAAUUGGGACAUUUAAAUUGACCAGUUGGUAUUGUUAGAGUUGACAAAUAGAUGAUCACUCAUGCAUUUAGAGUCUAGCUUGAUCCUGUCCCAUCAGACGCCAUCAUUACACCUGUUCAAUUGUAACUAUUGAAGUGUAACAGGGAUUUUUUUUUUAAAUAUUGAGAAUGAAAUCUUCUGAUAACUUGACUUUUGAUACUGCUUGUUUCAGUAAGAAGAUUAGUUGAUACUGUUUUUCCAGAACAAUCUCAUAUUUAAAACUGUAAUUUAUGUUCAAGGUUUGUCUUUAUAUGUUUAAAAUGUAGAAAGUUUUCAAAUUUUGAAAAUUUCAUGUUUCUGUUAAUGGAAAUUCUGUGCAAAUCUGUGAAUAUCAUGUCAUUUUUAUGCCCCACCAUCACCAGAAGGGGCAUUAAGUGUUAAACUUGUCUGUUGGUACGUCCCAAAAUUGGUUUCUGUUCUCUAACUUUAGUUUGCCUCAACCAAAUGUUAUGAAACUUAGACACAAUGCUUAUUACCACAAAACACAGAUCUAGUUCGAAAUUUGCUGGCCUCACUUUUACUGUUCUCUAGUUAUGCCCUUUAUAACGUUAUAUGCAUGCAGGGGCAUCAUCUGUGUCCCAUGGACACAUUCUCCAUUUAUUUUUUUUAAGAUCCUGAUUGAUUGUUCAUAAAAUCAAAAUUAUAAAAUUUAAGACCAUUUUCAGAAACUGCUGUAUAAGGUGCUUUAAUUUAUAAUAGGAAUCAUUCGUGCCAAAUAAUCUUGAUGAAUUUAAGAUGUAUGUUGUAAAACUUUUGCAGUAUUUAAUAUUGUUUUUUUUAUUGAACCAAAAUUUGUUCAGGAUUCAAUUUCAAAUAGAUUUAAGAACAUAUCAUAUCAGAAUUUAUGAAAAUUUAUCUCAAGGGACCAGAUUUGUAUACAUGGACAUGCAUCAUGGAAUAAAGUAGAAAAAUAUUUUAGAGUAAGAAUAUUAAAGAGGCAGAAAAAGAAGUGCAAGCAACAAAAAAGAUCUCAAUUUACAAUUAAUUUUAAACUUUAUUUCAAUUGUUUGAUGUAAAGUAAAGAAUUUCUUUUAGUUGAGAAUGUUUCUUGGUAAGUAUUUAGCACAAAAACAGUUUCAAAGUUUUUUUUAGGGGAAAGGCAGAUUAGAUGAUUAAAAGCUGUGAUAACUUCAGGAAUUACCCUUAUGCGAUGUAAUAUCCGUCCUUAUUUAAAUGUUUUAAAUGAAUACACCCAGGAGACUACACUAUUUAUAACUUUUAUGUUUCUAUAUUUUAUAUACUAUACUUGUUUGUUAUUUAUAAGGAUCUUUAUGUUAUGAAAAUAAUAAAAAAAUAAUAAUAUU
Molecule: messenger RNA, 4173 nt
Organism: Mytilus californianus (California mussel)
Lineage: Eukaryota; Metazoa; Mollusca; Bivalvia; Mytilida; Mytilidae
Exons: 21
Coding region: 17-2272 (751 amino acids)
Source: RefSeq, a predicted model, not a curated record